AAUCAAUCACUUUGUCUUUACCGAAGGCUUCGUGGUCACUAUUAUUGAAGAUAUGCCUUGCUGUGCAGAGGAGUCUCGCUGGCUGGAGAGAUGGCGGAUGUCAGCAAUAUUGGAUCAGCCAUUGGCAAACUCGAGGCCGACACUCAACGCGCGAGAGCUGAAGGUCUUGAAGACCUGAAACGUCUUCUCGGGCAGGAGCGACUGGCAUCCAGACUUGCUAAUAUUGAAGACGAUGAUAAAGAUGAUGUCUUUCACAAAAUCUUCGAGUCGAUCUACAAAAUUGUGGCCAGAGAGAAACCAGCAUUCAUUCGCGCCGCCAAGCCAACAACAAAGAAUAAUGCCGCGUCCCGUUUGGAAGUCGCUGCUGCGGCCUUCCGGGUCACCGUCGAGGCAGGAACAUCCGAAGUCUCUUUCAAAACUGCCUUGUCAGUGUUAGAUCACAUAAUCGACACUUUAUUCUUGUCAGACGGAUCUUUCUGCCAGCCUCUCAAGAGUGACUACCUAAAGAGCUUCCGGACUGUGUUGGAAUAUGCCCCACAUGCAGAACAUCUGCGGCGCAAGCAGUGGCAGGGCUAUGUCGAUUUCACCGUAGAAGCACUUUCCUUGGGCCUCGAGGACGAGUCGGCAGGUGAUGGCCUCGCAUCCAGUCGCGAUACCAGCAUGGCUUCGAGAUCUGGGCAGCCACUAUCCAGUCGCCUCAGUCAACGAAGCAACAGAAGCACCGGAAGAGAGACUGUCUCACAUGCUGAGGAUCUUGCAGCCGCGUUGAGGAGCCUUACUUCCGUGACCAGUGCUCCGAUCAUGUCACGUUCAGUAGCUAUCGCUGAGACAAUCCUAGCUCUGUUGAAGUCUGUCACCAGAGCUCAAGAGGCGGCUUUUGAAGUCUUGAACAACACCCUUUUCGUAUCGCUGACCGAGGAUGUUGCAUUCACACAAAAAACGUUGUCUGACCUGAUACCAAUCAUGCGGAGAUUAUGGUCGAGCAGGUCGAGCUUACUUCGGGAACAAAUGCUCGUCACUUUAUACACUUGCCGGUACUUCUUCCUCUCUACAGGCGAUCCCUGGCUUCCAAUUGAGCCCCACCAUCGCCAAUCUCUGUUAAACACAAUUUUAUCAGAAUAUCGAACCAAGAAUGAAAGGGAGAUCCUCCAUUUUGAUGACAUGCGGCCGCUCCGAGGAGAAUGCAACCAGUCUCUGCAGCUCAAGCAAUUCAUACCUGUUCGAGACUCGGCUAGAGCUCUAUCAGGUUUUAUGACCCUGUCGAUUGUCUCAUGUCUCGUUAUGGGAUUAAGUCAGCAGAGUCAAUCUACACAUACGCGGUCUUCUGACCCGAAAGAAGAAACGCCUCGAAAACGACAAAAGGUUCAAAAUGUCUUUGACGAAACUUUGCAGAGUGCAACACUUGGGACAGGACAGGAGAAACUGGUCUCGCUACAAGUCCUCCUCUUCCUCCUUGAUCAGCCCCAACCUCCAAAGGACGAACAACUCAGCGAAUUUUCAAGUCUGAUGCCCGCUUUGAGCCAUAAAAACGGCAAUGUGCAGUCGUGGGCUUUCCUGGUGUUCUCGCAACUGUUACUCCAAACACACUCUGCCGUUAAAGGCAUGCUUAUCGACUGGGUGCAGGUCCGUGAUGCCGCUCAGGCAGCACUAUCCACCCCCACCGCAGUCAGAGCGGCGUGCCACUUGUUGACUGUCAUCCUCGAGACACGAGUGCUUGGAUCGGCAAUGACUGCUGCCUCGCUCGAUAAGGCUGUAUUCGGGGGCCCGAACAGCGGACCGUGUGCUUUCAUGGAUACCGCUUUGAUUUUUCUGACGGCUUCUUUACGGUCUGGUCUAUUCGAUGAUGAUAAGCGCUUCGAGGCUUUCAGUCUCAAGGUCAUCAGCUGGCUAACACUUCGUUGGACUCUUCCAUCUACACUCGAUCGUCUUUACAAUGCACAUAUCGCUUUCCACGGCCGGGCUGAGCUCUUGUAUACCCUGCUGGCCUCAAUUUGUGGAGCUUGGGACGCUAUCACGCUUCGAGAGGACUGGUCACCUGCACACGCUCUGUGGAGAGCGUCAUCAAUGACUGCGGAGAACCUUGAUUUCCUGCGCUAUCUGCUCUGCAUGCCGCAUCAGGAGGUUGAGCCUGGCCUUCCAGCCAAGUGUGACGCCCAGCAGAUUGAUCCCAUCACUGCUUCACGUUUAGCCCGAGCUGUCUUGAGCUUCAUCAAUCGCCGCUUGACAGACUUUAUGCAAUCCUGGAACACUAUUUCCGCGGAGAGAAGCUCGAAUAUUACGAAUGAUAUUGUAAUGAUCGUUGGGGUGGCGUCCACAGUGGCGUCCGGCGUAUGGACCCGAUGCGGCAAACUCGUUCACGACUCUCACCCUGAAACGGCUUCUUCCGAGAGCCGCAAUAUGGUCGAAGCCUUCGUAAGCGAACAGAGUGACGACUCCUUCAAAAUCACCGUCGCUCGAAUUUGCGGUUCGGUUCUGCACUUAUACGAUCAGAUUCUCAUGGCCCAGGAAGAGGUCAUUCCUGCAACAUAUGCGCCUUGCAUAGAGUCAGCAUUGAGGCUAAGUAGACUGCUUUCCGCUCAGCACACGACAACUCACAACGCGAAGGACCAGUCGGAUUUCGACUUCAUGGAUGUGGAUCUGUGGGACUCUCAGACUAACCAGAGAAGUCAACUUGGAACAUCUCCUCACGCUAUGAGGCUCGACCUACCACUUUGCCCCGAUGUGUCAACACUGCUGGCAAGAAAGAAGCUGGAGCUGACUACAGCCUUGCAAGUCGUCAAAUCUGAUCGUACCCUGGACCCGGCAACAGCUUCGACGGUUGUGGAUGAGAUUCUCUCAUUGGACUCGUACUCACUACUUGCUGCACGAGGGGCGGUACGAGACUUCCUACGUCUCAACCCUGGCAUUACCCGCGCCGAUGCAUAUCGGCUACUUAGCGACAUCGGCGAAAAGUAUCUGCAGGAAUACGAUUUCGAAAGGUCUGAGUCCGCUCUAGAUUUCUGCCUGACUACCAUGCACGGGCUUGCAAGACUGUGGGCGUCUCCGGAAGAGGAUGACAAGCUGUCGGAGAGGGCAUUGGACAUCUACGAUUGGUUUCUCAAUACUGCUCUCGGCAAACAUAUUGCCAGCCCCAAAGUACUCUCCGUCAUGACAGAUCUACUGGAUCUACUGUUGAGGGAGAACGCAUCAUUUGGUGGCGAAGAGCUACCGUCGCCCAGAACGAGCCUGUUACAAAUUCUCAAUGUCAGUAAUGCGGCGAACAAAUAUGCGGUAGCAGAGAUAUUGGCCCACAUUUUUGAGAAAUACAUUCUGAGUCAGCACGAUGCAAUCUUCGACGACAUUAUUGAGAAUCUGCCAGCAGAUCCUGACAGCAAGGAGGGCAUCGCUGUACGUCUUCACGUCGUUGCGACUCUUGGGGCUCGAUGGCAUACUGUCCUGCGACAGGCGACUUACCAUCUAUUUGAGACGGUCGCGAACGUACCGUCAACGACGCCCUUAGCCACUAUGUGCGUCGCAGAAACUUGUAAGAGGCUUGGGCUCAAACAACCAAGGGAGUUAUUCCGUCUGUUCGCGCCACAAAUAUUCUACACUUGGCUCGCCAGUGGGACCUUGGCCAAGAUUCCGUGUCUUCCUUUUGGCUACAGCUCGCUGAAAGAGCUGGCUUUGGAUAAUUUAGCAGAGCUCGUAGGCCAGAUCGCACUUCGAGGCUCCAGUCACGCCGAGGAGCUUGCCAAACUGGUAGAGCAAGAAUGGAAGUCCCUACUGACGGACCAAUUCUCUCACGCUGAAGCCUAUACACUUUCAUCCGAAACUAGUGUGCCUAAGCAAGAGCGCCUGCACGAUGGAUCAGAGAAAUUGAUACGGAAACAACUUGGGUCCGAUGCCUAUCUACGGCUUUUGCGCAACAACCUUCCAGACAUCAUCGCUCGCCUCAUCAUAUGCCUGCAAGACGACCGAGGCAUCGACAAAGCGUUUGAGAAGAAUGACCAGAUACCAGCCCUGCAAGCUUGGCAAGAAAUGUCCACCAAAUCGAAUACAAAUACACAGCUUCCACUGUCGCAGCAGCCCUCGUUCCGCGCAAGAUGCCUCCUCGACGAAUUGAAUUACUUGUAUCAACGUCUCGACACGCAGCCAAGCCAAGUGUGGACUUCGGCGAUGCUGAUCCACGUCUACAGGCAGCUUCUUGAUUUGGCAAACCCAGUACUAGGGUCAUUGCAUAUUUGCAGCAUUGUACGGAAGAUCCGCAUUGCAGUCAGUCUGGCCAGCUCCGUAGCUCUAGAAGGAUACCCCUUGGAGAUGGUUCUGCACAAUCUACGUCCUUAUCUGACUCUUUUUGACUGUGCCGAAGAUACGAUGGGUAUCUACCGGUACCUGCUCGUGCAUGGAAAACGUUAUCUCAGCGCCAACCUCUCGUUCAUCGCAGGCUUAGGAGUGGCUAUUUUUACCUCCCUCGUCGGCUUCAUCAAAUCUUCGCAAAACAGCACGACGCAGGAGGUCCAUUUUGUGGCUACAAUGAGCAAAGCACAAGAGUUUAAGAGUUUCCUCGGUCAAUAUCUGGAGUCAAUAGAUCUUGCAGAUGAGACAGAGGAAAUAAGGGGGACUUUCCGAUCUCUGGUACAGCAUGCGAGAGCUAUCGCAUCACCAGGGAAUAGCUCCAAGAGUUCUAGCGAGGGAUGCCUGCUGUAUGUCCUUCUCUCAGAUCGGAACACAGAAGCUCCGCUCCUGACCGACUUGCACUUUGAUCUUGCUAUCGGCAUCUUGUGUGAGAAUUUCUCACCGGCACCAGAGGCUUCAGAUGACAUUCUUGGAGACGACGGCGAUGCAAAACAAUUUUCUCCUAUCUUGAAGACGAUUCUUCGAAGACUCGAGCUGAAUCAAUCAUUCCGCAUUUGGGCUGCUGAGGUCAUCGGCCGAGGGCACAUUAUGCAAGGCUUAAUGUUCAAUACCAGGAGCGAGAAGUCGAGAGACUACCCUUCAGACACCACUUCGGUUGAGCAAGACCAGGAUGCCAUACAUUCAUAUACUAGCAUCGUGGAAUAUCUUCAGGACUUGGUCUGGAGAUCUGACUUUUCUGCAUCGACUUUUGCUGAAAGAACCCUGCAACUGAUGUUCAGUGGUCUUUCGGAAAAAGACCAAGAUGUGGUUCUUCAACCAAAAGUGGACAGGGUCUUUAUUGGGCAACUCAAGUUCAAGCGGUUCCCUUGUCCCACCAUUGCGUAUCUUCCAUUCUCCGACAACAGCGCAGCAUAUCAGCCCCAAGCUCACGAAUCUUCCUGUCGCCCUCAUGAGGCCUGGGCCACAAAGAUCAUCGGAGAAAUAUGUGAAGCGGCUGCGCGCGAUCCUGUGCUGGGAUUCCUGAGGCCUCUGACACAUGCGCUUCCGGCAUCAGCAGAUAUACUGCUGCCUUAUGCAGCUCACCUCAUUCUGCUAAAUGAGGCCAAUGCUCAGCCCACUUUCAAGGAGAAACUCUCGCAGGAGUUUGCGAAACUUCUUCUUCCGGAAGGAAAAUCAAACCAGAAAGCUCGACAAUUGGCACUCAAAGUCCUUCUGUAUCUGCAGCGAUGCCGAUAUCCCAAUGAACCUAAUUUGAGUUCACGCUACUCGUGGCUCGAUGUUGACUUCGGUGAAGCUGCUGUCGCAGCAGCUGACUGCCAGAUGUGGCACGAAGCGCUCCUCCUCUUAGAGCUGCAGCAAUCGCAGAGUCAGCUUCAAGCUGGACGCUCUUCUCGGCGAUCCUUUGCCAUGAGUAAUGCCGUGCCAAGCGAGGUCGUCUCAAAAAUCUACGAGAACGUGGAUGACCCUGAUUUCUUCUAUGGAAAGCAGGAAGAUUUUGAUCUCGCCGCAGUCAUUGGCAAAAUGAGCCAUGAAGGAGCAAGUCAGAAAUCUUUGUCCUUUCACAGCGCCAUGCUUGACUCCCAGAUCAAGUUGCACAGCCAGGGCCAGUCGUUGGCGGUGGUCGCCCAAAUGACUGCGUCGACGCUGAGUGCGGCCAACAUGCAAGGAAUAUCCGAGGCCGUGAGGCAGCACUACGAUACUGUUAGCAGCAUAGCAUUGGGUCAAAACGAGUCUGGCGUGCGGCCUGGUGAGUUUUGGGAUGUGCAACCCGCAGAAGACCGGAUGAUAUCUUCCAAAAGCAUGAGUUUCUUCCUCCGUGACUUGCAUAUAACCUCCAACAAAGAGAGCGUAAUUCUCGAAAUGGAUCGCGCGUUGCUCUCGCAUGUUGAUGAUAUCAAGUCCCAUGGCUCUGACAAAAGUCGAACUAGCAAUGUUUUGUCCCAAUUAGCCGCCUUUGCGGAGGUAAAACAGAUCUUGAAGUCGAAGCGACCGGAAGAGUUGGAGGUUGUAUGGGCAGCAAUUGAAGCAAGAGACGACAAGGUCAAGCUGGCAGAAUUCGAAAGAUUGUCGCCGAUUCUUGUCGGCAGAGAAGCCGCGUUCGCCGCUAUACGUCGGAACCCCAACAUGCAGACUACCUUCUCCCUGGGCUCGAAACAGGCACUUCUUAAUGAAAUCCGAGCUGCGAGGCGUUCCCUCAUGAUGGCGUCGAACUUUGACGCGCACCAAUUCUGUCUGAAUCGGACCUUGUACCUAUCAGAGUUGAAUCAGCUGGCCCUGCAGUCUGAAGUGAAGGUUGAUGUCGCCAUUCAGUACGAUCUUGCGAGGACGUUGUGGUCGCAGGAUGAGACUUCAACCUCCAUUGGUAUCCUACAGAAGUUGAAGGAUCGAAACGACGCUGCCAAACAAGCCAUAGCGAUCACCAGAGCAGACAUCUUGACCGACCUCGGACAUAAAAUUGCCGAGGCACGCCUUGAGAAACCGGAUGAAAUCAUAUCACGGUAUCUUGCGCCGUCCUUCAAGGAAUUACAUGGUCGUGGGACUGGCUCAGAGGCCGGCAGAGUGUACCACAACUUCGCUGCCUUCUGUGACACGCAACUUCAGGACACCGACAACUUGGAUGACUUCACUCGAAUUAGCAAGAUCAGAGAUCGUAAGUUCCAGGAAGUCCACGACCUAGAACAAAUGUACAAGAACAGUCCAGAUGAGAAGCAGAAGAAACAGUUGGGGACACAUUUACAACGAGCGAAAACCUGGUUCAAGAUCGACGAGGAAGAAUGGCAACGUGUGCAGAAGAACCGAGAGGAACUCAUUUUGAAUUGUUUGGAGAACUAUCUCCUUUCGAUGAGAGCAUCCAAUGAGUAUUCCAACGACACUCUUCGAUUUUUGGCCCUGUGGCUCAAUCAGGCCGAGAGCUCCAAGGCCAACGAGGUUGUUGGCAGGCACUUGGCCACGGUGCCGACUAUCAAAUUCGCCCCGCUCGUCAACCAGCUAUCCUCACGGCUGUUGGAUGUCAAAGACAGCUUCCAGAAGCUUCUCAUGGACCUGAUGUUCAGGAUCUGCUCGGAUCAUCCAUAUCACAGUUUGUACCAGCUCUUCGCAGCCAGCAAGAGCAAGGGCAUGAAACAAGAUGAGAUCGCUGUCUCUCGUAACCUUGCAGCAGUCCGACUGUCUGAGAUGGUCAACAAGAAAAGUGUUUCGGCCGCCAUCUGGGUUGCCCUCCAUAAUUCUUGCAUCCAAUAUCACCGAGUUGCCACAGACAGACUGUCUGACAAGGAGCUAAAGACAGGUUCAAAGAUUCCAUUGCGAAAGCUCCCGUCAGGUCAGAAGCUGGAGAACGUCUUGUCCGACGCUCACACGAGAAUCGCUCCUCCAACGCUGAACAUACCUCUUCGCCCUGAUCGUGACUACUCACAAGUGCCUACCUUCGCCAAAUUCGAGCCCAUGAUUUCUAUUGCAGGAGGAGUGUCAGCACCCAAAAUCAUAACGGUGAUUGCAUCGGAUGGCUCCCGACACAAGAUGUUACUGAAAGGUGGUAACGACGAUCUACGUCAAGAUGCCAUCAUGGAGCAAGUCUUCCAGCAGGUUUCAGAGUUGCUGAAAGACCAUCGUGCUACCCGACAGCGCAACCUGGGCAUUCGGACCUACAAAGUCAUUCCACUGACGACGAAUACCGGCAUCAUCGAAUUUGUGAAGGACACCAUUCCUCUGCAUGAAUAUCUUCUCCCUGCUCAUGCGCGAUAUUUCCCGAAAGACUAUAAACAGAUGAAAUGUAGGAAGGAAAUUGCAGACGCGCAGACCAAACCACUCGAGCAACGCAUCCGUGCCUACCGAAAUGUCGCGGCCAACUUCCAUCCUGUCAUGCGAUUCUUCUUCAUGGAGAAUUUCCCCGACCCAGACGAUUGGUUCUACAAGCGGCUCAACUACAGCCGCUCUACAGCUACUAUCAGCAUCCUUGGCCACGUCCUCGGCCUCGGCGACCGACAUGGCCACAAUAUCCUUCUCGACGAGAAUUCUGGGGAAGUUGUUCAUAUCGACCUGGGCGUGGCUUUCGAAGCAGGCCGGGUCUUGCCCAUCCCUGAGGUCGUCCCCUUCCGCCUGACACGUGAUCUCGUUGACGGCAUGGGCCUGACCGGCGUUGAAGGUGUGUUCCGACGAUGCUGCAAUUUCACGCUUGAAGCUCUGCGCCGUGAGCAGGAAGCUAUCAUGACACUCCUGGACGUUCUCCGGUACGACCCGCUGCAUUCAUGGUCUAUUUCGCCGCUACGAUUGCAGAAGAUGCAGGAAAACAAUGAGCAGGCUGAAGCUGCGGCGGGUGCUUCUGUUGUUGCGGGUGUUGGUGUCGCCGUGGUGCCGAAUGACAUGGCUACCAGGAGGGAUGCAAAUGAGCCGAGUGAGGCAGAUCGGGCAUUGACGAUCGUUGCCAAGAAGCUCGGAAAGGCAUUGAGUGUGGAAGCUACUGUCAACGAAUUGAUUCGGCAAGCGACGGAUGAGAGAAAUCUGGCGGUGUUGUACUGUGGUUGGGCGGCAUAUGUAUGAUGGAUUCUCGGAGCAUGGAUGCAGUGAAUGCCUGUACAGGAAGGGACGUUAAGGUCCAUGUUUCUCAACUAAAUUCUAAGAAUGAGUUGGAUCGGAUUAGCAAGCGGGCGUUUAUAGGGGAUAAUAUAUAGAUGUGGACAGAUUCUAGGAUCGGAGACUUCGACUUCCACGUCUGCACAAACUC
Messenger RNA from Exophiala xenobiotica, 9055 nucleotides. RefSeq lists its product as uncharacterized. Gene Ontology annotation, biological process: DNA repair. Bases 91 to 8871 code for a protein of 2926 amino acids. The transcript is spliced from 5 exons. Gene Ontology annotation, molecular function: protein serine/threonine kinase activity; protein binding. The record is from RefSeq and is a predicted model, not a curated record. NCBI's taxonomy places the organism in Eukaryota, Fungi, Ascomycota, Eurotiomycetes, Chaetothyriales, Herpotrichiellaceae.